Messenger RNA from Trichobilharzia szidati, 1434 nucleotides. The record is from the annotation of a GenBank genome assembly. NCBI's taxonomy places the organism in Eukaryota, Metazoa, Platyhelminthes, Trematoda, Strigeidida, Schistosomatidae.
AUGGGGAAUCAGAGUUCAACAAGUUCACAUGAAACAGAAUCAGUUACAAUCGAAGUGCAAAAUGACAAAAAUCAGUCUGUCACAAAUAUACGAUAUCAGUCAGAUCGAAAUACAGGUAGUUCAAACGAUAAAACAGGUCCUCCAAUCACAGUUAUACUCCAAGGUGUAGAUCCACAGAAUGAUCCUGCCACACGUAUACCUAAUAUAUCAAUUCGAAAUACAGGUAGUUCAAACGAUAAAACAGGUCCUCCAAUCACAGUUAUACUCCAAGGUGUAGAUCCACAGAAUGAUCCUGCCACACGUAUACCUAAUAUAUCAAUUCGAAAUACAGGUAGUUCAAACGAUAAAACAGGUCCUCCAAUCACAGUUAUACUCCAAGGUGUUGAUCCGCAGAAUGAUCCUGCCACACGUAUACCUAAUAUAUCAAUUCGAAAUACAGGUAGUUCAAACGAUAAAACAGGUCCUCCAAUCACAGUUAUUGAUCAGGUUAAUUAUCCUGCUACAAAUAUAAUUUAUAAGUCAGUUCAAACUGCUGAUGUUUCACAAGCGAAAACACGUUCUCAAUCUACAGUGAGUCAUAUACCGGAAAGUCGUCCUGGUACCAGUAAACGUGAUCAGUCAAUUCAAACUGCUCAAACAAGUACACACUUCAGAGUUAUUGAUCAGGUUAAUUAUCCUGCUACAAAUAUAAUUUAUAAGUCAGUUCAAACUGCUGAUGUUUCACAAGCGAAAACACGUUCUCAAUCUACAGUGAGUCAUAUACCGGAAAGUCGUCCUGGUACCAGUAAACGUGAUCAGUCAAUUCAAACUGCUCAAACAAGUACACACUUCAGAGUUAUUGAUCAGGUUAAUUAUCCUGCUACAAAUAUAAUUUAUAAGUCAGUUCAAACUGCUGAUGUUUCACAAGCGAAAACACGUUCUCAAUCUACAGUGAGUCAUAUACCGGAAAGUCGUCCUGGUACCAGUAAACGUGAUCAGUCAAUUCAAACUGCUCAAACAAGUACACACUUCAGAGCUAUUCAGACUGUGAAUCCUCCUGCAGAUGCCAGUGUACAAGUGGAUCUUUUAACACGAUCACAAUCAGAAGUAACUCGAACAGAACCAGAAAUUGCAUUGGAAAUAUCGAAUCCACCGACUUCAGUAGAUGCCUCAGUGGAAUCUGUUGAACAAUCUGGAAUUCGCGAACAACCUGCUGACGCUUUUAAUACACUUCGUAUCUAUCUAUUAAAUCUAUUGCCAAUCAGUGUUUUAUCCGAUGAGUCAAGCUUGAAGAAACUAAGCCAUUGUUUAAUAUGCAUGGAAAAUUAUCAUAUCGGUGAUCGUGUCAUGGGAUUGCCGUGUUUUCAUAUGUUUCAUCAUAGAUGUUUGUGCACAUGGACUGAAGAGAAUUUACAGUGUCCAGUGUGUCGAAUACCAAUCUAUAUAGUGAACUAA